GCACCUCCUCCAUUCAUCAUGGUCUGGUGUUCCUGCUUUCUGUCGGAAGAAGAAAAAAAUGCUAUUGCAAUUGAUAAAGAAAUUAACCGACUUCUUCAAGAGCAAAAGAAGCGUGAAAAACAGGAGCUGAAGUUACUUUUGCUGGGUACUGGAGAGAGUGGGAAAAGCACCUUCAUCAAACAGAUGCGGAUAAUCCAUGGUGUGGGCUUCUCAGAAGAGGACCGGAAAGGGUUUGCCAAGGUGGUGUAUCAGAACAUCUUCUCAUGCAUACAGGCUAUGAUCAAAGCUAUGGAGACCCUUCAGAUCCCUUAUGCUCAGUCGGAGAACAUGCAAAAUGCUCAGCUGCUCAUGGGAGUGGAUGCUUACAAAGUGACUCUCCUGGAGCCACACUAUGUGAGGAUGCUAGAAAGUCUGUGGAAGGAUACCGGAAUCCGAACCAGCUACCAGAGGCGUAGAGAAUACCACUUGCUGGAUUCUACUUUUUAUUUCCUGUCCAACCUGGACCGGAUUGGGGCAGCAGGAUACAUUCCCAGUGCUCAAGACAUUCUAAGAACCCGUAUGCCGACCAGCGGCAUUAAUGAAUACUGCUUUUUGGUACAAAAGGUAACAUUAAGAAUAGUAGAUGUUGGUGGGCAGAAAUCAGAGCGCCGGAAGUGGAUCCACUGUUUUGAAAAUGUGAUCGCCUUAAUCUACCUGGCUUCCCUGAGUGAAUAUGACCAGUAUCUGGAGGAGAAUGACCAUGAGAACCGGAUGAGAGAGAGUCUUGACCUCUUCCGAACAAUCCUGGAGCUUCCUUGGUUCCAAUACACCUCCAUCAUCCUCUUCCUCAACAAAACAGACAUCCUGGAGGAGAAGAUCAUGAGCUCAGAUCUGGCCAGUUAUUUCCCCGGUUUCCCAGGUCCUAAGCAAGAUGCUCAAGCAGCCAAGGAGUUCAUCCUAGGAAUGUACAUGGAUGUCUACCAGCAUUUCUCAGACCCUAGCCAUAAUUUCAGUCUGCAGCUUUCCAAAGAUGUGUAUGGGCCCAGGAUCCUGUACCCUCACUACACCUGUGCCACGGACACACAAAACAUCUGUACAGUUUUUGAGGACAUCAAGGAUGUGGUGUUGGCCAGCUACCUGGAGGAAUUCAAUCUGUCCUAAAGGAUCAGUGGUGACAGACUUCACCAUGAAA
This is a messenger RNA of Heteronotia binoei (common prickly gecko), 1171 nucleotides long. Its product is annotated as guanine nucleotide-binding protein subunit alpha-15-like. Gene Ontology annotation, cellular component: heterotrimeric G-protein complex. Gene Ontology annotation, molecular function: G-protein beta/gamma-subunit complex binding; GTPase activity; G protein-coupled receptor binding. Gene Ontology annotation, biological process: adenylate cyclase-modulating G protein-coupled receptor signaling pathway; action potential; phospholipase C-activating dopamine receptor signaling pathway. Lineage: Eukaryota; Metazoa; Chordata; Lepidosauria; Squamata; Gekkonidae. The transcript is spliced from 7 exons. Bases 19 to 1140 code for a protein of 373 amino acids. The record is from RefSeq and is a predicted model, not a curated record.